AUGAAGCUCACCUGGGACAUCAACGACCCCAAGCUGCCGCAGGAGCCCAAGCACUUCGACGCCUUCCAGGAGUGGCCCGAUGGCUACGUGCGGCUCAUCUACUCGAGCGAGGAGAAGAACGCGCAGCGGCACCUCAGCGGCUGGGCCAUGCGCAACACCAACAACCACAACUGCCAGAUCCUCAAGAAGUCCUGCCUGGGCGUGGUGGUGUGUGCCCGGAGCUGCGCCCUGCCCGGCGGGGCCAGGCUGCAGCUCCGCCCCGCCAUAUGCGACAAGGCUCGGCAGAAGCAACAAAAGAAAGCCUGCCCCAACUGUAACUCUGCCCUGGAGUUGAUUCCUUGCCGAGGACACAGUGGCUAUCCAGUCACGAACUUCUGGAGGCUUGAUGGAAAAGCAAUAUUUUUCCAGGCUAAAGGAGUCCAUGACCACCCCCGUCCAGAGAGCAAACUGGAGGCAGAGGCAAGAAGAAGUGCAAUUAAGAAGCAAAUGUCCUCCUAUCACCACUCCCAGAAAAAGAGAUCACUAAAUUCAGAAGCAGGAAGAUACCCUGACAGCAGUGGUUACACCAAUAACCUACAGAACUUUCACUGCAUGGAUAGCCCAGAAAGAGCUGGUUUCUUCGCAGACACCAGUUUUUCAAUUCCAGCCCAGUCUUACCCUUCGCUGCCGAACGCAGACCCCUACAAGGCACAUUACGACUCAGCCAGCUUCCAAGAGGACCAGCUAUCACCAUACCCUAAAUGCCCAAAUCCAAGGAUCUACAUGCCCGUGCCAUGCAGUUACGAGUUUGGAGUUCCUACCUUUAUAAGCUCAAGUCCUUACCCAACAUUUUACAAAGAUCUGCCCAGUCCUGCCAUUGAUGCAGACCCCCUCAGUCUGAACGGGUCCCACUACAACGCUGUGACCACCCAUGAUAAGAGCUUUGAUAACCCUGGCAGACAUUACGGACUGAAACCAGCGUGGGGGAAAAGUGGCAGUGGAGACCGGAGUGACUACGGGCAGAUGGCAACAAGUGCUCCUCACCCUUACUACAGUGGGGACUAUCCCUGCAGGUACAGCCCCAGCCCCUCUCCCAUGGCCCCACCGCUGCAGACGGUCAUCACCACCACCACCAAGGUGUCCUACCAGGCCUACAAGCCACCCGCGCUGAAAUACAGCGACAACCUCUGCGACGUGAAGAACCUCCAGAGCUACACCCAUGUGGCAGAAAACAUCUCAGGUGCUGUCUAUUCAGGGAUGAAGAUUCAGGAAGACUUUGGGAUGAUAAAGUCAGCGCUGCUUUACCAGCACGACUCCAUCCCUACAAAAUCCAAACCAGCCGAGGGCAUGGAGAGCUAUCGGUAUGGGCUCCCUCUGGGGAGCAGCUUUGCUGAGCAUGAAGGCCAGGCCCUAAGGUUUGAGAGUGCUGAAUAUUGA
Molecule: messenger RNA, 1416 nt
Organism: Serinus canaria (Common canary)
Lineage: Eukaryota; Metazoa; Chordata; Aves; Passeriformes; Fringillidae
Gene: GCM2
Product: glial cells missing transcription factor 2
Exons: 5
Coding region: 1-1416 (471 amino acids)
Biological process (GO): regulation of transcription by RNA polymerase II; gliogenesis
Cellular component (GO): nucleus
Molecular function (GO): DNA-binding transcription activator activity, RNA polymerase II-specific; RNA polymerase II cis-regulatory region sequence-specific DNA binding
Source: RefSeq, a predicted model, not a curated record